This is a messenger RNA of Pieris macdunnoughi, 1407 nucleotides long. NCBI's taxonomy places the organism in Eukaryota, Metazoa, Arthropoda, Insecta, Lepidoptera, Pieridae. The record is from the annotation of a GenBank genome assembly.
AUGUCUUUUUUGUGGCUUUUAAUGAUAAUUCAAGCUUUAUCAGUGCAGUGUAUGUUUUACCGGUAUCCAAAACUAAAUAUCACAGAGCCAGAUGGUGGAGAUCCUGGAUCACCAUUGUUUUUGACGCAGUAUGUUGAAAGUGGUAACAUAACGGAAGGUCGACGACUCGCUCGAGUUGAAUUCACAGAAGCUUUACGUAUUAAGAGUUAUUCCGGAUUCUUUACUGUCAACAAGAAAUAUGAUUCAAAUCAAUUUUUCUGGUACUUCCCAGCCAUGGUACCAAAUAAUAAGGAUGCGCCAGUUAUCGUGUGGCUUCAAGGAGGUCCCGGAGCAUCCUCCCUUUAUGGACUUUUUACUGAAAAUGGCCCGCUAAGAGUUCGAGAUGGUAAAUUUGAAAGACGUAAAUAUAACUGGGCUCUUAGUCACCACAUUAUCUAUAUAGAUAAUCCUGUUGGCACAGGCUUUAGCUUUACAAAGGAUCCUAAAGGCUAUUGUACAAACCAGACUCAAGUUGGUGAGGACCUGUAUAAUACUCUAAUACAGUUCUUUCAGCUCUUUCCAGAACUACAGAAAAAUAAAUUCUUUAUAACUGGAGAGUCCUAUGCUGGUAAAUAUGUUCCAGCAUUGGCUUACACUAUUCAUAAAAAAAACCAGAAUGCGCAAUUAAAAAUUAAUCUUAAAGCUAUUGCUAUAGGAAAUGGCUUGAGUGACCCCGAACAUCAAUUGUUGUACAGUAAAUAUUUAUAUCAAAUUGGUUUGUUAGAUUGGAACCAAGCUAAGGUAUUUGCUGAGUAUGAAGACAAAGUCGUCACUCUAAUUAAAGAAAAGAAAUGGAUUCCUGCCUUUGAGGCGUUUGAUACUUUGUUAAAUGGAGAUUUAAUUGAUGGUAAAAGUUUGUUUUACAACAUGACUGGAUUUGAGUUUUAUUUUAACUUUUUACAUACAAAAGAUUAUUUCACUAAGAUGGAUUUUGGACCAAUGUUACAGAAAUCUUCUGUUCGCAAGGAAAUCCAUGUUGGUGCCCUACCAUUUAACAGUGGAAAAGAGGUUGAAGAACACUUGAAAGCAGAUAUAAUGCAAUCUGUUGCUCCAUGGAUCUCUGAGUUACUUGAUCAUUAUUAUGUAGUUGUUUACAAUGGUCAAAUUGAUAUUAUUGUUGCUUACCCAAAUACUCUUAAUUACUUAAGAAAUCUCAAUUUUACUGGUGCAGGAGACUAUAAGACUGCUAAAAGGUACCAAUGGAAGGUUGAUGGUGAGUUGGCUGGUUAUGUGAAGCAAGCAGGAAAGCUGGUGGAAUUAAUGGUUCGAAAUGCAGGCCACAUGGUGCCUGGAGAUCAACCAAAAUGGGCUCUUGAUAUGAUCACUCAUCUCACUCAUGAAAAGAUGUUUACUAAGAAUACUCUGUAA